UAUACAAAUAAAACUCCAAGAUGUUUGAAGCCCGUUUAAUUAGUGCUACCAUUCUCAAGAAAAUCUUGGAUGCCAUCAAAGAUUUGCUAAAUGAGGGAACCUUUGACUGCAGUGAUUCGGGAAUACAGCUCCAGGCUAUGGACAAUUCCCACGUAUCAUUGGUUUCCCUGACAUUGCGUUCGGAUGGCUUUGACAAAUUCCGUUGUGAUCGUAACAUUUCGAUGGGCAUGAAUUUGAGCAGCAUGGCAAAAAUCUUGAAGUGUGCCAACAACGAUGAUACAGUUACCAUCAAGGCCCAAGAUAAUGCCGACACUGUCACCUUUAUGUUUGAAUCGCCAAAUCAUGAAAAAGUCUCCGACUACGAAAUGAAACUUAUGAAUCUCGACCAAGAACAUUUGGGCAUUCCAGAAACAGAAUACUCAUGCGUUGUACGUAUGCCUUCGAUUGAAUUUGCACGCAUUUGCAGAGAUUUGGCACAAUUCAGUGAAUCCAUGGUAAUCUGUUGCACCAAGGAAGGUGUGAAAUUCUCUGCAUCUGGUGAUGUUGGUUCGGCCAAUGUUAAAUUGGCACAAACAUCAAGCGUGGACAAAGAAGAGGAAGCUGUCAUAAUUGAAAUGCAGGAACCCGUCACCCUUACAUUUGCCUGUCGUUACCUGAAUGCUUUUACCAAGGCCACGCCUUUGUCCGGCCAAGUACAGUUGUCCAUGUCGGCAGAUGUUCCAUUGGUGGUUGAAUAUCGUAUUCAAGAUUUGGGUCAUGUGCGUUAUUAUUUGGCGCCUAAAAUUGAAGAUGACGAAAGUUAA
Molecule: messenger RNA, 803 nt
Organism: Musca vetustissima
Lineage: Eukaryota; Metazoa; Arthropoda; Insecta; Diptera; Muscidae
Product: proliferating cell nuclear antigen
Exons: 2
Coding region: 21-803 (260 amino acids)
Biological process (GO): mismatch repair; leading strand elongation; regulation of DNA replication
Cellular component (GO): PCNA complex
Molecular function (GO): DNA polymerase processivity factor activity; DNA binding
Source: RefSeq, a predicted model, not a curated record